AGCUUUAGUAAAUGAAAUGUCAGUGAAAAUCAUCCUAAAUCGACACCAUUGUAUCAUAUUUCAGAAGUAUGUAUAUGUGAUAAAUAACGUAAAAUAUUGGCUUACCUAUUAAAAUUAAGUGAAUAAAAAAAAUAUUAAGCAAUAUGCCUGCACAAGAAGUUGCUGUUGUACAACCACCGGCGACUGAAAAUGAAGAAAAUACUGCACCAUCAUCUCAGCCCAUUGUAGGCAUUAUUUAUCCUCCACCGGAGGUUAGAAAUAUUGUUGACAAGACUGCCAGUUUUGUGGCUAGAAAUGGACCAGAGUUUGAAUCAAGAAUUAGACAAAAUGAAUUGGGAAAUCCGAAAUUUAAUUUCUUAAAUUUUGGUGAUCCAUACCAUGCAUAUUAUCAGCAUAAAGUGAAAGAAUUUAAAGAAGGAAAAGGUCAAGAGCCUACUAUAGGAUCAGGACCUGGAAAAACAAUUAAUCUUAGUGCUCAUCAAAAACAGCAAGAAAUUUUGAAACAAGUUGAACAACCAUUUAUUCCAAGAGACACUCCUGCAGAAUUUGAAUUUAUUGCUGAUCCACCUUCUAUUUCAGCUUUAGAUUUGGAUAUUGUAAAACUUACAGCACAAUUUGUAGCUCGUAAUGGUCGUCAAUUCUUAACAAACUUAAUGAAUAGAGAACAAAGAAAUUUUCAAUUUGAUUUUUUACGUCCACAACAUUCCUUGUUUCAGUAUUUUACAAAACUUUUGGAACAAUAUACUAAGGUAUUGAUUCCACCUAAAGAUUUAUUACCUCGUUUACGUGAAGAAGCUUCUAAUAUGGAUAAAAUUUUAGAACAAGUUAAAUAUCGUGCUGAAUGGUUAAAGUAUCAAGAAGCUCAAAGACGUAAAGAAGAAGAGGAAUUAGAACGCGAAAGAGUUGCAUAUGCACAAAUUGAUUGGCAUGAUUUUGUUGUAGUCGAGACCGUUGAUUAUCAACAAUUUGAAGUUGGUAAUUUUCCAGCUCCAACAACGCCUGACGAAGUUGGUGCUCGAGUACUUAUGCAAGAAAGAAUAGAAGAAGGUGAAGAUGUAGAAAUGCAGAUUGAUAGUGAAGGAGAAGAUGAAAUGCAAAGUCGUACAGAAGGUGAAAAAGAUCGUGCAAAAGAUAAUAACCAAGUACAAGAUAUGGAAGAGGAUUCAAGUGAUGAAGAUGAUGUAUCACCUCCAGGUGAUACUCAUAAAUUGAAAGAACCGAAACCACGUGAUAGUAAUAACAUGCAACCUCCACCAUUGCCACCUACUCCAGGAAAUGUUGUAGUAAAGAAGGGAUAUGAUCCUAAACAACAUGCGAACAAAACUGCACGUCCUGCUGCUCCCGACGAAUACUUGAUAUCUCCAAUCACUGGAGAACGUAUACCUGCAAGUAAAGUCCAAGAACACAUGCGAAUUGGAUUAUUGGAUCCACGUUGGGUGGAACAAAGAGAUAAACAUCUUGAUAAGUUGGCUCAAGAAACAGUAUUUGCACCUGGUACAGCGAUUGAAGCCAGUUUGAAACAACUUGCUGAAAGGCGUACCGAUAUUUUCGGUGUCGGUGAUGAAGAAACUGCUAUUGGUAAAAAGAUCGGAGAAGAAGAUAAAAAGAAAGAUGACAAAGUUACAUGGGAUGGACAUACAUCAAGUGUUGAAGCAGCAACUAGAGCAGCUAGAGCAAAUAUUACUUUGGAAGAACAAAUUCAUCAAAUACAUAAAGUUAAAGGACUUCUUCCAGAUGAAGAAAAAGAAAAGAUUGGUCCAAAACCUGCUAAUCGUGCAGCUGAGCUGUCGCACAUGGCAGCAGCUGCUUCAAAACCUCAAGCUACAUUAAAGGCACCUCCAAAACCACCAGCUCCAAAACCAGUACCUGUUCCCACACAACCACCACCACCUCCUACUAUGAGUAUGCCUACUAUGGGAAUCCCUCAACCAAUGAUGCCGCAAGCACCGAUGAUGAUGAUGGCUCCUAUGCCUCCGAUUCGACCACCACCGCUUAUGACACCAGCAAUGUCGCCAUUUAUGCCAACACCACCACCUAUGCAACCACCAAUGACAUCUGCUAUUGGAUUAAAACAUGCUACUGAACCUAUGGAGGAAGAACCUCAAACUAAGAAACUUAGAACUGAAGAUUCAUUGAUACCAGAACAACAAUUUUUGGCUAGAAACAAGGGUCCUAUACAAUUAAAUAUUGCUGCACCAAUGAUGACAGAAAAAGCAGAAUGGAAAUUAAAUGGUCAAACAUUAAAUAUUACUUUGCAAUUAAGUGAUACUGUGGCAACAAUGAAAGCUCUUAUUCAUGAACAAACUGGCAUGCCUCCUGGCAAACAAAAAUUACAAUAUGAGGGAAUGUUCUUUAAGGAUAGCAAUACUCUUGCAUAUUACAAUUUAACAUCUGGCAAUAUAAUUAAUCUUUUACCAAAAGAGAGAGGUGGUAGAAAAAAAUAAAACAGAAAAUUUUUAAAUGUAAUUAUAUAUUUACUUAAAAGAUUAAAAAAAUCGAUAUAUUAAUAAAAAUAUUACAAUUGCUUUUAAUGAAUAAAAAACAUCUAUAAUAUUAAUAAA
Molecule: messenger RNA, 2561 nt
Organism: Apis florea (little honeybee)
Lineage: Eukaryota; Metazoa; Arthropoda; Insecta; Hymenoptera; Apidae
Gene: Sf3a1
Product: splicing factor 3A subunit 1
Biological process (GO): mRNA cis splicing, via spliceosome; regulation of alternative mRNA splicing, via spliceosome
Cellular component (GO): U2-type prespliceosome; U2 snRNP; catalytic step 2 spliceosome
Molecular function (GO): RNA binding; protein binding
Source: RefSeq, a predicted model, not a curated record